CGCGCGAAACAUUGGAUAUUACGUAACUGUCAAGUUCGGUCGACACAACCACCAUGGCUGCCCCAAGACCGACUUCAAAAUUGCCUCCAGGUGCUAAUCGUAUACUCUUCGUCAAAAACCUUAACUACCAGAUUACCGGGGAAGACUUGUACGACCUCUUUGGGCGAUAUGGCAGCAUCAGGCAGAUACGCAUAGGGGAUGAGCAAAAGACGAAAGGAACAGCCUUUGUUGUAUUCGAUGAUGUUAUGGAUGCAAAAAACGCACUUGAACAUUUGAAUGGUUUCCAUUUGCAAGAGCGAUAUAUUGUUGUUCUGUAUCAUAUGCCAGCGAAACAAGAUGCUGCCGCCGCCAAAGCCGAUCUAGCCCGAAGAGAGGAAGAACUAGCACAGUUGAAGAAGAAGCAUAACAUUGUGGAUGAUUGAGCCACUCCAUCUCGAGCUUAUUAUUGCAUAUUCUCGCUCAUUCAUGUGUACAGCUCAUAUGUUUUUGAUCGCAAUACAAUACAUCUGUCAGGUGGUGUCGGUCUGUAUCACAGAUGAUGUCCAU
This is a messenger RNA of Suillus subaureus, 546 nucleotides long. RefSeq lists its product as uncharacterized. The transcript is spliced from 3 exons. NCBI's taxonomy places the organism in Eukaryota, Fungi, Basidiomycota, Agaricomycetes, Boletales, Suillaceae. The coding region runs from base 54 to 422 and encodes 122 amino acids. The record is from RefSeq and is a predicted model, not a curated record. Gene Ontology annotation, cellular component: nucleus; cytoplasm; ribonucleoprotein complex. Gene Ontology annotation, molecular function: mRNA binding.